AUGGAUUUCUGGUCGCGAUUAUUGAGCCCUCUCUCCUCUGGGGGCACCCGCAAGGACCUAGGGCAGGAUCCAGCGAAACGACUGCACCGAUUCGAAAAACAAUACAGCCUCUUACUUUCUGCUUGGAGAGCCACAUCCAACAUAUCGCGAGAUAGCGACGCUGCCGAGACACUCGAAAUCCGCCUCCAGGAGCUCACCAAUAUCCUCAGCGAUGAGAGCCGACGACCGUUACCGCAUCCGUGUAUUCAAUACUGCUCGAUCAAGCAGAUCUACGUCCCCAUCGGCAAGAUCGCUACGACUUCGUACAAUGAGUGGAUCAUCAAAGAGGCCGUCCUUUUCUUUGCGACUCUUAUCGAGAGCGAGGAGGAGGCUUUUGUCGAGAACCAGACAUUUUCCGCCAGUCUGACGAACCUCCUUGUUCGAAUCACCGGUAUUAACAGCGUGCGCCUGGGCCUGGACACCGAGUCGCGUGUUGUCGAGCUCGCCUUCAACAUUACCACCAAGAUUCGGCUGGACCCGAGUAUUCUGCCAGCAUGGUUCAAGACACAUCGCGGCGUGGCGCUUCAAAACCGGGAAAAGAACGAAAACUCCCGACAGGCAUUUAUAGGACGGACGCAGAAGGCCGACUUUCCUCUAUUUUACAUUCUUAUGGACUACAUCCACCAUGAGGGUAAAGUGGGUGACUUUGCACGGACAGGAUUGCUGUACAUCAUCGAAGCGGCAUCAAGUUCAGGACCCUUGGAGCAGUGGAUUGUCGAAAGCGAUUUAUCGACUCUCAUGGCGACAGGUCUUGGAGCCUUGUACAGCCAGCUGAGUCGCAAACUUGUUGUUGAUCAUCUUCCUCACAACCUACCCCCUAUUCUUGCAUUCUCCGACUACGAACAUCCUACAUCCAAUUACGAAGUCAUUAGCUCAUGCUCCCCCGAAUUUCAGUCUCAUCUCGAGGUCUUCCUAUCUCACUUAUUAUUCUGGCAAGAUGUCUUGAACCACUGCCGCUCUGUAGAGGUCAAAUCGACUCUAUUGGAGCACUUCCAAGUUAUUUUUCUACAACAAUUAUUAUACCCCUCGCUGCUUGAGUCUUCUGAUAUUGACGGAGGCUCGUCGGUGGCUGUCUUGACUUAUCUUCGUCGUAUCCUAGAAUCACUUGACCACCCUGACAUGAUCAAUCUUAUCCUUCACUACCUUUUAGCGCUACCUGAUAAUGUUGCUUCCGACCAAACUGGAGUAAGUUCGUCUGUCAGCAAAGCUCGUAAGCGGAAGUCGCUUGAUCUGGCCACGAUGCUGGCGGAGAGGGCGGUGCCCACUGCCACGCCCUUACUAUUCAACCUUGUCGAUCUCAUCCUCGCAUGCUUGAGUUCACGGAAUCAACAAACCAUCCAUGUUACCUUACAGCUGGUGUCGGCUAUUCUUAAACGACAUCAUCGAUACGCCAUCGCUACCCUUUUAAGGACUGACAAUGCUCCGGUGAACAGGGCCACUCGCACUGUUGGUGCUCAAGAACAAGAGGUUGAAUUUAUCAUGUCCUUGGCAGGUACGAUAGGUGGCGAAGAUGACUUCGAUGAAGUAUAUCAGCUUGUCCUUCGAGAUACUAUGACCAGGCUUGAGGCUCAUCCCUGCUCCCUCAAGCUUGUCGCGCCGAGGGCAUCUACGAGUAACCAAAGGCUACCUGACAGCCUUCCUGGAGCACCCAAGGAGGUAGAGGAUCAUACUCUUCGGCCUGACGACCCUCUCCUCAACUCGCUGUUAGACCUACUGGAGACCUUUUUUGUCAACCAGGUAGAGACAAAUCUCUCAGUGACAGAGACACUUGUUGACCUUGCAGUCUGUGGUUUUAUGAAAAUCGAGGGAUGGUUAACGCGAAACCCAACCUCUUAUGUAUAUGAUGAAGUUGACAAGCAGAAACGUGUGCCUACAGGUGACGAGGAAGAAGACAUUGAAGUCGACGAGUUACUUGAAGAUUUACCAUCUCCCACCCCAGAGCAGAAGCAACUUCGAGCCAUGGAGCAAUGCCGUCAACGGCCGCAAUGGUCGACCGAAUCGUUGCCUCGCGUUUUCAAUGUUCUCCGAAAGCUGGAAGAGCAGGUGGCUUCUUACAAGAGGACCAUUCCUCGCUUUGAUGAGUUAGUGCAACAACGACGCGACGCGUUCGGGACUGCGGAUGCAAUGUUGCACCAUGCCGGUCCUACACCCAGACCGACCCCUAUAAGUGAGGACCUCCCUGAGUAUCCAAGCUUUGAUGAGGUGUCACGUAACGCAUCACCUUCCCGACCAUCGACACUGGAAGGCCUAGCGCAUCGUCUACUGUCCGAGUUGGGAACUCCAAGCCGCUCUGGCAGCCCACGAGGACGCAAGGAGCUGGGCCGUACCUCCGGAAGCGGCAAUGCAACACCUGGCAAGUCGGGUCUGAGCUCUUCUAAGGAGGUGUCUCAUAGUAGGGGACGAGGUACUCCUGGACGCAGCCAUUCCCCCGGAAGAAUCCCCGAUACCAUCGAUCCUACGCAGAAGGCGAGGGAAGAUGUGCUUGCUCGACAGAUGGCUGAGUUUGCAGCUAUGGACCAAACUAUCCUUUCCAAGAAGGUUGGAUUACCGCAAGUCAAGCUUGCGCCUAUUCCCAUCAAGUUUGACAAGGAACCAGUGUCCGAACCGACCGAGACAGCUGAUGUGAAAGAUGAUCAGGCCGAGGAGGUACCCGGCGAAGCUGAGACUGAGAAAGAGGAUGAUUCUGAGGGCGCUGUGGCUGAAAAUGUUGACCAGACACCUGACGAGGCCAAGGCUGACGAGGCCAAGGCUGAUGAGGUGAAGGUGGAUGAGGUGAAGGCCGCUGAGGUGAAGACCGAUGAGGUAGACGAGGAUGAGGCCGAGGCUGAUGACGUGAAGGCGGAUGAGGGGGCGAACUCUGAAGGUGAUGUAACCGAAAGCGUUACCUCUGAAACCGAGCCUGUUGCGCCUACAUCUGCACUUGCUGAAUCAGUCAAACCGACUGAGGACGAAGCCGAGAACUCCCAGAACACUACGGCUCCUGAGCGAGCUGAAUCCAUAGACGAACUGGAAGCCAACGAACCCCAGACUCAGGAGUCCGAGGCCGACGAACCUACACCAGAUGAACCUCAAGUCACGGAGUCCGAUGCCAAGGAGCAUGAAGCAGAGGAACCUAAGAUCGAGCCUUCUCGACCAAGGACUUAUACUAUGGAAACCCUUAGACUCGAAACCCCUCAACGGAGAGAGGAGAGGGAGCGCAACACCACUGUCUCGGUCUCACACGUCGUCACCAACGUCAUCAUUCUGCAGUCCUUCCUCCUUGAGCUGGCCGCUCUUAUUCAAGUCAGAGCUGGUCUAUUUGAUGAGGUGAAGUUUGUAUAG
Molecule: messenger RNA, 3360 nt
Organism: Fusarium sp. VM40
Lineage: Eukaryota; Fungi; Ascomycota; Sordariomycetes; Hypocreales; Nectriaceae
Source: the annotation of a GenBank genome assembly